AUGGAAAUACCCCAUAACAGCGGCCAGGCCCGCAACCUAGGCACCAGGAUACACACAGGUACCGCAACGAGGCUGAUCCUUCCGGGCUGCCCACUCGGUCAGGCCAAGUUGGUAGCGACGACGGCGACGAGGCUCGACCUGCCCUCGAGAGAUGUCACCGCCGAAACCCUCGAGGAUACCUACGUCCAGUUCAUCCUCGCCUGCAACCCUGGUGUUCCCUUGAGUGCAGACACCACGGUCCUGAGGGACGCCUUUCGCACGCCGCCCAGAAGCGGAGGCAAGUCUUUCAGCACGUGGACCCUCUUCGAGCUGAUCGCACAGUUCCAAAGCAAGGAGAUCAAGACCUGGGGCGAGCUGGCCUUGAAGCUAGGCGUCGAACCACCGGACCAGGACAAGGGACAGAGUUCCCAGAAGAUCCAGCAGUACGCAGUCCGUUUGAAGCGCUGGAUGCAUUCUAUGCACGUCGAUGCCUUCUUCGAGUAUCUCCUGGACAACCUACACCCAUACUGGGUCGACAUCCCGACGGAUAUGAACCCGGUCUGCGAGGAAGGGCGUGACGGUGUGCCUGCAGAGGAUGACAUGGCACUGCGCUCUCUCCUGCCGCACAUCAGACCACGAAGAGGACGAAAGCGACCCGACGACGACAACAACAGCUUCAGCAGGUCACCCACCCAGCGGCUCAAGAUGGAACAAGGUGGAGGAGGCGGGGGAGGAAGAGGAGGAGGCGACCAGCCGGGCGUCGACCAACUCGACCUGUGGUCCGGAACUGCGGCAGAUCCCGACACGAGAGGCGGUGCGCCGUAUCACCACCUUUACCCGACCCAGGACCAGUUCACAAGAGUGGACCUAGGCAUGACGACGACGAACACUGGAUCAUGGGUGACGGGCCAGGACUUCUCCCAACAGCAACAGACGCCCAUGACAGCACAUUCUUACUCGGCAGUAACGCCAGCGACCACCGCAAACCCCUUUUGGGCCGACCAACAACAACAACAACAACAACAACAACAACAACAGCAUCAGCAACAAGCAAACGAACCCAAAUCAGCAAUGACACCGACUAUGACUACGAAGCCCAAGACCAACAGGCGGCACGGUGCCAAGGUGGUCUCUUCUGCGUGGAGGAGCGGCGGGCCAGGAGGCUCGGGAAAAACACGAGGCCGACCACCACUGAACAGACGGACCACGGCAACCUCGCCCUUCUCGACGUUUCCUGCUGGACAGAGCAGCAGUCCUCCGGCGACGUUCAAGCAGCAUCAUCAGCACGCUUCACCACACAUGAUGGACGCAAGUAUCGCACACCCUACGUUGAUGACGUUAGCGUCUACAACAGGCCACCACAGCCAUCACCACCACCAGCAGCACGGCUUGCCUAUGCAACAGCAGCAGCAGCACCACCACCACCACCACCAGGGCGGCUACGACUUAUCACAGCAGCAGCAAGAGGAGGCACAGGCCCGGAAUCUGAGGAUGACGCGCAGCAGGCUGUCGCUACAGGUGCCAGAGAGGAUUGGCAGCGAGGUGAGGGGGAUGCCUGCGCCACAUGGGCAACAACAGCAGCAGCAGCAGCGGCAGGCGCCUGUGGUGCUGGUCAAUGGGGCCAUCACCAGUGCAGAAGACGCCAACAGCAACAUGCCCAUCACCAACAACAUCACCCCCAGCAGCAGCAGCAGCAGCACAUACAACAACACCUCCCACAGAGCUCCCAAGACACCUCGUCCCUCUACUCGACAACCACUGGCAGCACAACACACCACAACUAUCAGCCCAACCCCCAGCAACCACAACAACUUCAAUCCCCGCCCCAGACCCUCUUCCAGCAACCCACCCGAGGCAGCAUCAGCGUCGCCGGCUCUGCCAGUGCUCUCUCGACCGCUGCAGGAGCCUUUCCCUCGCCGCACCAACAUGGACGCGCUCGAGUCUCUCUUCACAUACGAGCUACUGGGCGCCGACUGGACCGACGCACAGGGCCACCAGAUCCCCGCAUGCGGCGUGGACGAGGCAGCAGCCGUGGCACAGGAGAUCAUCGAGACGGUGCGGCGCGAGGCGAGCGGCGCGCAGGGGUUUCUGAUGAACCUCAGCGCGCUGGCGGGCAUGACGUGGCUGCGGACGCCUGGACAGCGGCUCAAGGUGCGGCGGGUGGGCGAGUUGGAGAUGCCUCCUCCUGACGAUGGGGGCGGCGGUGGUGUAGCUGGCGGAGGGGCAACGACGGGCAGGAAUGUGUAUGACAUCCACUGGAGCCUGCAGCUUGGGGAUGUGCAUAGUGGGUUUGGGCUGAGGGAGGAGGUGGCGAGGGAGAAGUGGGCGCCACAUGGGGGAAGCAGGAGGAGGAAGAGUGCGAGGAGGAGGACGACGGGGUUAACAACAGGACUGCCAGGUUUCAGGAGGGGAGCAGGUGUGCAGCGGGCUGGAGGAGGAGAGGGAGAGGGAGAGGAUGAUGCAGAGGGCGAGGAAGAGGACGAGGACGAGGAGGCAGAAGCAGAGGAGGGGGCGGAGGGGGCAGGGAAUGAUGAUGAUGCUAGCCGGGAGGGAGGAACAGGUAUUGAGAGUGGCGAGGAGGGGGGUAGUAGCGAUGCCGAAAGGUGGCGGAGGAGGUAUCGCGAUCUCUUGGGCGUAGUCCAAGGCCAACAGGCAGAACUGGAUGACCUUCGAAAGGCCAUGUUGGACCUUUGCCGACCCAGAACAAGGGAUGGGGAGUAA
Cryphonectria parasitica EP155 is the source of this 2700-nucleotide messenger RNA. RefSeq lists its product as uncharacterized. The record is from RefSeq and is a predicted model, not a curated record. Gene Ontology annotation, molecular function: DNA replication origin binding. NCBI's taxonomy places the organism in Eukaryota, Fungi, Ascomycota, Sordariomycetes, Diaporthales, Cryphonectriaceae. The transcript is spliced from 6 exons. The coding region runs from base 1 to 2700 and encodes 899 amino acids.